Messenger RNA from Lichtheimia ornata, 1071 nucleotides. RefSeq lists its product as uncharacterized. The transcript has 3 exons. Gene Ontology annotation, molecular function: glutamine synthetase activity. The record is from RefSeq and is a predicted model, not a curated record. The coding region runs from base 1 to 1071 and encodes 356 amino acids. Gene Ontology annotation, cellular component: cytoplasm. NCBI's taxonomy places the organism in Eukaryota, Fungi, Mucoromycota, Mucoromycetes, Mucorales, Lichtheimiaceae.
AUGUCUGUUGCAUCCAACCCCAAACUUCUCGAGAAAUACAUGUCCCUUGAUACGGGAAAGGCCGUUCAAGUUGAAUACGUUUGGAUCGAUGGCUUUAACAACUUGCGUUCCAAGACCAAGACUGUCUACAAGGUCCCUGAAUCACCUGCUGAUCUCUCAGAAUGGAACUAUGAUGGCUCUUCCACUGGUCAAGCUGAAGGUCACGAUUCGGAUGUCUUGAUCCAACCUGUUGCUCUUUUCCCUGAUCCAUUCCGUGGUGGUGAUAACAAGAUUGUUCUUUGCGAAACCUUCAACCCUGAUGGCACUCCCCACAGAACCAACUACCGCAACGCAUGCAAAAAGAUCAUGGAUGCCCAUGCUGAUAGCGAACCUUGGUUUGGCCUUGAACAAGAAUACAUGCUUUUCGACCCUGAAACCGAAAAGCCUUAUGGCUGGCCUCGACAUGGUUUCCCUGAAGCACAGGGCAAGUACUAUUGUGGUAUUGGUGCUGGCAAGAUUUUCGGCCGUGAUAUUGUAGAAGCACAUUAUCGUGCAUGCUUGUAUGCUGGUAUCAAGAUUUCCGGUAUCAAUGCUGAAGUGGCUCCUGGUCAAUGGGAAUUCCAAGUGGGUCCUUGCGUAGGCAUUGAAGGUGGUGAUCAUUUGUGGAUGGCACGUUUCCUUUUGGAAAGAGUGAGCGAAGACUUUGGUAUUGCCGUCUCAAUUCAUCCCAAGCCUGUCAAGGGUGAUUGGAAUGGUGCUGGUUGCCAUACCAACUUUUCUACCAAGGAAAUGCGUGAAGAAGGUGGUAUCAAGGCUAUCGAAAAGUGCAUCCAAAACAUGGCCAAGCGCCAUCUUGACCACAUUGCCGUCUAUGGUGAAGACAAUGAUCAACGCUUAACGGGUCGUCAUGAAACCGGUCAUAUUGGUACCUUUGAUUAUGGUGUUGCCAAUCGUGGUGCAUCCAUUCGUAUCCCUCGUCAAGUUGGCAAGGAAGGCAAGGGUUAUCUUGAAGAUCGCCGCCCUGCUUCCAACAUUGAUCCUUACCGUGUCACUGGUAUCAUUGUGGAAUCCACCUUUUUGCCCGAAAACUAA